AAUUUAAAUAAAAAUUUAUAAUUGUUAAAAAAAAUUUUGAAAAAAUUAAAAAAAAAACUGAAAAACUAAAAAAGUUCAACUCUGCAGUUGGCCGUCGGUAAAAAUGCAAGCCACCAAAAUGCGCACUCCCUUUGCCAUACAGGAAAUUUUGGGUUUGGGAGUGGGUUCUGCUGCAGCCGCCGCUGCCGCCGGCUAUCCUCAUCCCGUUCAUUUGCAUCCACAUGCCGCUCUACCGCCUGUUAACGCCACCACUCCACCUCCCUCUUCACACAAUUCCAGCUCUAGUUCUCAGCCUCCUGCCGCCCAACGUUUGUCCACCUCUUCGCCUCCUGCCGCCCACACGCCCAGUGAUUGUAAUAAUGCUCCCAUUUCUCCCGCCUCUUCGUCGCAUGGUCGUCAUCGUGACUCUAGAUCUUUAUCGCCCGAUGUUAGUCGUUUAUCAGCCGCUGCUGCUGCUGCAGCCGCCGCUGCUCAUGUGCAAUUACCCGUCUUUAAUCCGGCCAAUUUUUAUGCGGCCGCCGGUUAUGCGGCUGCCGAUCAUGCUGGCCAAUUGAAUGCGGCCGCUCAUCAUCAUCAUAUGACCACUUUGGCGGCUGCUGCUUAUUUGAGAGGGUUCCUGCCGCCCGGUUUUAGUACGCCCCAUGAGUUUAGGGGUCAUUUUCAGCAGCAUUUUGGUUCACAGUUUGCGGAACAAAACUCACGUGGCAAUAAUGAAUAUGCAGGAUCUCAGUCGAAUAACAACAACAAUAUUGACGAAAACUCACCCAGUAAAUCUAGUUCAACCUCAACGAGUAGCCAAAAUAACUCCUCAAACUCAAAUGCCAAUACACCCAAUUCCAAUAAUCCAGCAAAUCAAUCUACAACACCCACUAGACCCACUCUCUCACCGGCCGAACAUGCUGCCGCCGCUUUGGCACAUCAUGCCGCAGCAGCCGCUGCAGCUCAUCAUGCUCACUCACAUGCACAUCCUCAUGCCCAUCCCAUGGCUGCCCAUCAUGCUGCGGCUGCUGCAGCAGCUCAUCAUCAUGCUGCCCAUCAACAUCCUGCCGCACAUCAUGAGGCUUUCCUUAAUGGUUCAGCCAGUGCUGCGGCAAAUGGUUUGUUGGGUCAUCAUCCGGUUACGGGGCCAGAUGGUGUACUGCUGGGUCCUGCCGGGGGUAGUAAAAAGAAAAAUAAACGUCGUCAUGGUCGUACAAUAUUUACGAGUAAUCAAUUGGAGGAAUUGGAAAAAGCAUUUAAAGAUGCCCACUAUCCGGAUGUUAGUGCCAGAGAAUUGUUGUCUAUGAAAACGGGUUUAGCCGAAGAUCGUAUACAGGUCUGGUUUCAAAAUCGUCGUGCUAAAUGGCGUAAAACCGAAAAAUGUUGGGGCCACAGUACCAAAAUGGCCGAGUAUGGCCUUUACGGAGCCAUGGUUAGACAUUCAUUACCUCUGCCUGAAACCAUUAUCAAAUCUGCCAAAGAAGAUGAAUCGGUGGCGCCUUGGCUUUUAGGAAUGCAUAAAAAAUCACUCGAGGCAGCCGAUGUUUUAAAAUCGGAUGAUAGUGAUCGUGAAACUCCCACCUCGGAUGAUACAAAUACCUCUUAUUCGGCCGGCAGUACUCACAACUCACCCAUAUCGUCGUUCUCUAUUUCACGACUGCUGUUCGAUAAUAGCACCCAUCAUCAGGGUAAACAUAAAGUUCAAACACAUGUUAGUGCCGCCGGCGGUUUGGCUCCUGUAAAUCAUGAUAUUAUGACCAAUUCACAUCAUACGGGUAUGCAGCAUCAUCCCUACAAUCAGCAGCAACAUUUACAUCAUCUUCAGCAAUUGCAUCAGCAACAUCAACAGCAGCAACAACAACAGCAGCAGCAACAGCAUCAACAUCAGCUAAUGAUGGCGGAGGCUGCUGAAUUACAUCGCCGCCGUCAGGAGGAAUAUCAGAGAGAACAACAUCAAAGAGAUUUAAGUGCUCAUCAUCUGCAGCAGCAACAACAACAACAUCAACAACAGCAACAACAACAAUCUCAACAUUUAGCACGUUUUAAUGAUGAUCAUGAUGAUGAUCUUAUGGCUGAGGACGAUAACGAUGAUGAUGAUUGUGAUAAAGAAGAGAUUGAUAUUUGUGAUGAUACCGAUGAGGAUCCCAUUAAAGAUAUUAAAAUGAUCAAACGAGAAGAAGUAGAGAAUAGAUGAAAUUUAUUUAUCGAUGUUUUAUUGUAAAUUUAAAAGAAUAGUUUUUAAAAAAAAAUCAACACGCUUUUAGACACUUUAAUGGUAAAAAUCAAUAACACAACAAAAACACAAACAAAUAAUAAUAAUUUUUAGUUUUAUUAAUAAUAAAUACUUUUAAAAUAUAUUAUUCAAAACUUAACUUAGUCCAGACAAAAACCCUCAGCACAACAAAUCAAACGAAAUCAUUUUGAAAAUCUUUAAUUUUACACAAAAUAACAACGAAUUUCUUUUUUUAAAAAAUGUGUAAAAUAUAAUAAAUUAUAAAUUAAAGAAAAACAAAAACCAUAU
Messenger RNA from Lucilia sericata (common green bottle fly), 2500 nucleotides. It is a transcript of the gene Vsx1, whose product is annotated as homeobox protein unc-4 homolog. The record is from RefSeq and is a predicted model, not a curated record. NCBI's taxonomy places the organism in Eukaryota, Metazoa, Arthropoda, Insecta, Diptera, Calliphoridae. The coding region runs from base 104 to 2173 and encodes 689 amino acids. Gene Ontology annotation, biological process: regulation of transcription by RNA polymerase II. Gene Ontology annotation, molecular function: sequence-specific double-stranded DNA binding; DNA-binding transcription factor activity, RNA polymerase II-specific. Gene Ontology annotation, cellular component: nucleus. The transcript is spliced from 3 exons.